CUGGACUCUGAGCUGUCAGACUCUGGGUCUGAAACUGGAGAUGAAGAUGAUGACUGGAAUGAGAGCAGGUCUUCUGAGUCAGAUGAGGCGGAGCAUGGCAACCUUCGACCUGCACACAUUUGUGGCGGUUUCUUCGCACCGGCUUCUGGAGAGUUGCCGCAAAGCUGAUCUGCAGCAGGUUGCCGCCCAUUUCAGUCUCCCCCUUCCGAAGCAGCUCACCAAGGUUGCUCUUCGAAAAUUGGUGGUGGACUAUUUGGAGACCCAGGGAAUCCUCCCUUCGCCGUCCCCUCUUGGUGUGUCUCCGCCACCCUCAGAUGAGAAAACGGGCCGGCUCGAUCAUAAGAGGGAGACCCUCGAUUCAGCUCCGCCUUCUUCCGCUGAAUGUUCAUCGCAGGAAUCUGAUUCGUCUGGAGCAAGUCCUCUCCAUUCACCACUAACCGGAGCUCGGAUAAAGCUACGCUUGGCUCGCCUGAAGAUCCAGGCAGAGGAGAGAGCUCAUGAGCGACGCCAUGAACUGGGUUUGAAACGUAUGGACACCAAGGUUCGCCUCCGGCAGCUCGAGCUACAAUUAGCCACUGUGAAAGCUACUUCCUCCGUGAGCUACCCCUUCACCGCUGAUCACCCAGCGGCCUCGUCUCCGUCUCAGCCUGGACUGUCCCGAGAAGCCAUGUCUCCUUCGGCUGCCACCUCGUUGCCGCCCGCAUUUGAUGUCUCCAAGUGUAUUUCGCUUCUUCCGCCCUUCCGAGAGACUGAAGUGAAUGGGUAUUUUCCUGCUUUCAAGCGGAUUGCGGUGACUCUCCAGUGGCCUCGUGAGGUGUGGUCGUUGCUUUUGCAGUGCAGACUCUCAGUUGCUCAAAAUCUCACCCGACCUUUCAAGCUGGAAGACUACGCCAGCCAAGAAGAGGCUGGAGCUGUCCUCAUCCUGGAGGAUGACACCGGGCUUGAUCCAUUUGCUGCUCCUCUUGGAAAUUCAACCGAGCGCUCCUGCUCUCUUCAACCUUUACUCGACCCUCUAGACUGGCCAGCGGCUGAUGUGUUGGGCCCUCCUUCUCCAGGAAGCCAACCCGGAGAUUCGCCACGAGAAGGGCUCUGUCAACCUCAUCAUGACCUCUUCGUUAUGCAGUUUAAUAAUGAGGCUCCCUUAAUUCGUUUCGGGACAAUUUUCAGGAACGGAAAAUAAAAUCACCCAAACCACUGAAUAGAAACAGGCCUGUUGCUGCCUCAUCUGACAGACGGGAAUGUUUUUAUUGGCGCGAGCCGGGCCACCUGAUUGCGGUGUGUCCCGUUCUUAAACAGAAGGAAGAAAGACGAGAAAAGUCACCUGACGGUGUCGGGUUGAUUAAGCCCGUUCCUCAGCCUAAAGAAGAACCCAACACCAGCAGACUCAGUGCUCCAAUCCAACAGCCUGAAGAGACAUCAUCAUCAGCUUCAACAGAUGUCUGUGAACAUGUAUGAGCUGCUGGCCCCAUGGAUCCUGCUGACUGGUCACAGCAGUUGAACAAAAUGGAAAGUAGAACUUUCUUUAUGAUGACACUUUGAUGUUUGAGUUUUGCUUUUGAUUGCACAGUUGUUGAUUUUGCAUCCCCCCCAAUGACAUUUGCACAACAUUUUGAGUUGUUGGCUAUUGUAAUAUUCUCAGGUUACUUAUCUUUCAAGCUUACAUUUAUUCUUCAGGCUGUUGACUUUAAAGAGUUGCUGUGUGAAUAUUUAAAAUAAAAAAUUAGUAACUAAGGAGUAACUGUGGAGUUGCUUUUUCCAAUGUGUGGACUUGGGUUUGGGUGAGAGGCGGGGCAGGGGGCAAAUGGGCACUCUCGCCUUGGGCACCAAAUUACCCAGAGCCGGCCCUGGCCCUGGACAUAGUAACGCACAACCUUCCAUCCCCAGUAACGGUAAUGGCGUUGCAACAGUGGGAAACGUAAUUUAUUUGAUUAUUCCAUUACGUAUAAAAGAACGCCGUUAGAAACGCCGUUAUACUUAAACGGAGUUACUCCCAACACUGGUCCUGACAGCGGAGGUCUGCAGCCAGGUGCUUUUGGAGAGAGGAACAAAAAACAUUACGACAAAUAUUUUGUCUGAAAAACCACCAGCGGAAGUCAUGUAUGAGAGCCAGGUGUGUUUUAUUCUGCUCCAGCAGGUGGCGGUAGUGCACAUUUACGCGGGUCAUUGACCACCGGAAGAAGCAGAAACCGGAAGCUGCUAGCAGAGCUAGCUUGUUGUUCUGGUGUGUGAGGAGAAUAUUUGAGGCUCUGCAGUAAAAAUGUCUUCACUUCAGUCUCUGGGAGAGUUGAUCAGCUAAAGCGACUAACUGCUGCUGCUGCAGAAAUCUUCUCACCAGGCUGUGGAAACUUUCUUCUCCUCCUCAACAACUUGGUGGAGUUCUUUCCAGAACCAGAGAAGAUAUUCUGCGGUCUUCGUGACAAUCGGAGCUCCAGAAUCAGGUUGUGGGUGAGAAAAGCUUUUCUCUAGACUUCCUGCCCUCUGGAUCUGCUGCUGUUCCUUUGGCCAGAACCAAAGCGUUGGAUCUUUAAUCUCCUGCGUUGUUCUGAAGCAGCAUCUUAAUCAGCUCUCCUGCUUUGUUUCUAUUGCAGCUGUUAGCUAAACACGGCUAAAGAAAACCUGCUACCACUUCAGGAUCAUCCAUCAGCUGGGACUGAUUCAUCGUGUGUUCUUCACCACCUGGACCUGGACAGCAUGGACACAGGUACUGGUGGAUGAAUGAAUAUAUUGUCAGUCUAUUGUAACCCUGGCGUCAGAUGAAGUUACCACUUAUUCAAAAAAAAAUAAUAAAUAGGCCAGACUCUAGGUCCAACAGGAUUACCUUACAAAUUACCAGUGAGUGGGAAAUGGAAUAGCUGGAUCCAAAGAAUGAGCAAAAGAACACAGUUGCACCAGAUUUGUAAUUUUAUAUAGAAAUAUGAAAAUAGAACAAAAAAUACAGCAGCUGCAAUAGACAUAUAAUUAAACAAUUAGGCCUUUCCCCCUAUAUCAGUAAACCUAGUCAGGUUGAGCUCAAAGUCAGUCUUCUAUUUGGUCGUAGUCUAGUCAAAAAGAAAGUCUCCUCGGUCUUGUAAAACUCAGGUUCAGUGGUCUGAGUGGUUACCACUGGAAUGUUGGCUCAGUAUAGAAGAAUGAUGUUCUCCUGAUCGGGAUUCAGUUCAGUUCGGGCACAGGCUCGCCAUCUCCAUCCGGAGAGAAUCCAGGACUCCAAUCCACUUCAGUCUCGUACCGAGCAUAAAAACCUAGCCUGCACAACAAUAAUGCAAUUAUUGUUUACAGCUAAAUAAAAUUCUCUUCUCUUAUUCUCACAGCUAUAGCUUUUACGAUCUUUUCUUUCUUCAUCCUUCAAAUUACCAUAGUAACAAUUUACAUGCAUGUACAUUUCUUUUCUCAAGAUACAUUUUGGCAAUACAUGAAACAGUUUUUAACUCAUGUAACUAAUAGUUUGAAUCUUUUAGUAGAAGAAAGAAAGUAGCUGAGGGGGGUCAGAAAUUUUGCCAGAUUAAAGCCUGGUUUAUGCUUCUCCGUCUGCGUCAGUUCGGAGACACGCAACGUCCUUGCUUAGGGCUCCGGCAGGCACGCAAGUACGUACGGAGUCAAGCCCACUUUUUUAAACAUCCGUCAAACGAGACGGAUUACGCAAGCUUGUGAUUGGUCAGGACGCCGCUGUUGUUUACAGCGCCGUCAUUGCAAAGAGAGCCGAGUUUAACUAGCGGCAGACACGGAGAAGCUUGAAGAAUACCUCGCGAAAAAACUCUAAAAAUAUGAGCGUUUAAUUCUCCCGUGACUGGAGGAGUGAAAAGAUGCGCAGCAAGCGUUUUAUUUGUGGACGGAAAUGACAGGAAACGUGGGUUUAGAGUUGGGGAGCGCAUGAAGCGGUGGGAGAAUGAGAGACAAAUAUGUCCGUGUUAAAAGUCUCUUAUAUACACAAAAAACACAAUAUAAACACACUAUCUUGGACCGAUACAUGACAGGAUACCACAGAGCAGCGCUACGCCCUCUGUUGUCCUGCAGGGCAAUUGCUUUGCAACACUCUCCAGGAGACGGAGAAGUAUGAGAGCAAAACGCUUCCGUCAAUCCGUGCGUGUCUGUCCCUUGCGGAGCUGACGGAGAAGCGUAAACCAGGCUUUAGUCGCUAGGCGCUAUUUUGAAGAAAAAAAAAAUUCGUUAAGGGGGUCUGAAAAGUUGUUGGAAAUGGCGACAAAGUUGCUAACUUGGCAACACUGCAAGCUGUAAAAACGCACAUGCUCAUUGCUCGCUCCCGCGGUGCGCACAAACACAGUUCAAUUUAAUUCAAUUUUAUUUAUAUAGCGCCAAAUCACAACAAGUCAUCUCAAGGCACUUCACAUAAUAAACAUUCCAAUUCAGGUCAGUUCAUUAAGCCAAUCAGAAAAAAAUGUUUCCUAUAUAAGGAACCCAGCAAAUUGCAUCAUUUACAGCAAUCCUCAUACUAAGCAAGCAUAUAGCGGCAGUGGAGAGGAAAACUCCCUUUUAACAGGAAGAAACCUCCAGAGUAUAAGUAUAAGCAGAAGAAAACGGAGCAGACACACACGCACGCACACACACACACACACACACACAAAGCAAUGUGUCUAUGGUUACAUUGUGAUUGCUUAGUAAAUAUUCUAUUUGGCGAGAGAUAAACUUUAUUGUAUUUAUCCUAGUGGAUCUAUGAUUAAAGGUGUUCCCUGGCCAGGCAAGAGACGUAGUCCCUCCCUGGGUCUCCUACCGGUUGGACGUGCCUGGAAAACCUCACCAGGGAGGCGUCCAGAAGGCAUUUUAAUAAGAUGCCUGUCAAGAUGGCACCGUCCACGGCCUGCCGUCUGCUCUUCCGACUGUUGUUUUUGCUUUUUAUUUUCCUGUGUUGCUCUUUGGUGGGUAGUAGCUCAAAUUUUCGCUAUGAUCGCCUCACCCUUCUUGAACUUCGGCAUAAACUUGGAUUUGCCUAUCACCUCUGUUUGGAUCUAAGAUGGUCCUUCGCCCCGCUGUUUACGGCGGUCCCAGCUCUGCUGCUUCGCUCUCCCCGCCUGGCGUGGCUACCAAGGAAACGCCGCAGACGUGGCAAACGCGGGGGUUCCAAAGUGCGGCUCAGAGCCUCCUCCGGCCGUUCGUGCAUGGGACGUAAACCUCACCUGUCACCAGAGUUGAUACAUGGAGAUCUUCGGACCUUCCGCAUUCCAUCGCUCUGUCGAAGAUUCUUUGGGGAAUCCGGAAUGCCUCAACCACCAACCCAUGGAUGCACCGGGGCGUCAACCAAGCUAACCUUUGCUAUCCUACGGUGGCCCAAGCGGCCCAGUCACCCCGGUCAGCUGAUUAGGGUCUUCCACCGAUCUUCAGGGUAGCUCUCCUAAACGCCCAGUCAAUUGGGAAUAAAACCCUCAUUUUAAGGUAUUAUUUUUUCCAGCAUGAGGUGACAUUGUUCUGCAUGAACGAGACCUGGGUUCUUCCUGGUGAGUCAGCUGCUCUGUCAGAGCUCUGUUCUUCAGACUGUCAGGUUCUGAACGAGCCCAGGCUCACUGGUCGUGGUGGUGGAUUACUAACCAUGUUCAGAUCCUCUUUCCAUCCUAAAAAACUUACUACACCAGUGACUCCAGCCAGCUUUGAGUUUAUGGCUUUUGAGGUGGACUUUAGUCCUCCACUGCUGUUUAUUCUCUGCUAUCGCCCACCUAAGUACAAUUCAAACUUUUUAUCGGAAUUUUCUGAUCUUUCAACAGACUUUCAUCCAAAAUAUGACCGUGGGAUUAUUCUUGGUGAUUUUAAUAUACAUGUUUGCUGCCCUGACAAACCUCUUGUUGGUGGCUUUUUAGAAAUUUUAGAUUGUUUUGGUCUCCAGCAACAGGUCCAGUCACCCACCCAUUCAGGAUCGCACAUUUUAGACUUGGUUUUGUCAUUUGGGAUCUGUAUCUCUGAACUGAUUGUUGACUCUGCAUGUAUCUCUGAUCAUUCUCCUCUUAUUUUUAAUAUCUGUGGCUUGACACCUCCAUCCACUAGGCAACAUAAUCAACACCUUACAAGAAUAAUUUCCCCUUUCACCACCAAUCUAUUAGCAUCUAGCCUAGCUGCGACUCUAUCCACUUCCCAACCUGAUUCCACCUGUGUAGGAGCUGAGGAGCUGCUGACCUCUUUCAACUCUACCUGCUCAACUGUUUUAAAUGCAGUCGCUCCUCUAAAAUCCAGGCAUAAAAAAAACUGUUCCUCCAGCAGUCUAAGCCUAUAGCAGCAUAACUACAGAGAUAACUCUGGAUAACCUAGCCUUUUUAGAUGGAGGCAUGUUGGAGGCAGAGCAAGGGAGAGCCGUCUUUACCGACUGUACACUCCACCUCCCUCUACUCCCCCACUUGUCCAGAUCCAGGCUAACAUCUGAUUUUAACCAUAGGCCCUAUCAAAUAAAAAUGUUUUAAGCCUAUUCUUAAAAGUAGACAAGGUGUCUGCCUCACGGACUAAGGCUGGGAGCUGGUUCCACAGGAGAGGAGCCUGAUAACUAAAAGAUCUGCUCCCCAUCCUAAUUUUAGAUAUUCUGGGCAAGGGCGUAGGAACCGGGGGGGACGGGUAGGACAUGUCCCCUCCAAUAUUGGACAAACGCGCAUUUGUCUCCCCCAAUAACAUGGAGAAGAAAAAAAUUGAUUUUGAAAUAUUUGAUUCACGAGAUUUUAUUUUGAAAGACACUACAGACUUCUCACUGACACAGCCCCUCCCCUCAGGCAGUUAGACAGGCUGGCUGAGUGAAGCGGGAGUCAGAGCCGGGAUGACAGCAGCUCUGCGAGUUCUUCUCAUGGGCAAAAAAAGAAAGAAAGGAAAUGUGAGUUGGUAAUAAUUUAGUCCAAGAGGAUAAUUGUAUUUCUGGUCAAACGCUAGACUGGCUGACUAACGUAAACAUCUUGCUAGGCAGCAUUAAACAUUAAACAACUCUGCUAGUCAACAAAAAAUGGUGAACUUGACACGAUUUGACAGUAACAAACAAAAACCAUUUGAAACGAAAUAAAUAAAAAAGUAGAAUCUCCACAUAAAAAUGGAAUUUGUAAGUGUGAUUGUUGCUUGUUUGUGACAUUCUCAUCACAUUUCAUUUUUUAAACCUUAUUCAUGUCACUCUUUUCAUAUAAGAGACCAGAGGAAGUUCAGCAGGAAAAUGAUGAAGAAGGUGAGACAGGCAGCACCAGACCUGCUGAGGGUGAGACCCUCAGCAGGUCUGGUGCUCCCUGUCUCACCCUCAGCAGGUCUGGUGCUCCCUGUCUCACCCUCAGCAGGUCUGGUGCUCCCUGUCUCACCCUCAGCAGGUCUGGUGCUCCUUGUCUCACCCUCAGCAGGUCUGGUGCUCCCUGUCUCACCCUCAGCAGGUCUGGUGCUGCCUGUCUCACCUUCUUCAUCAUUUUCCUGCUGAACUUCCUCUGGUCUCUUAUAUGAAAAGAGUGACAUGAAUAAGGUUUAAAAAAUGAAAUGUGAUGAGAAUGUCACAAACAAGCAACAAUCACACUUACAAAUUCCAUUUUCAUGUGGAGAUUCUACUUUUUUAUUUAUUUCGUGUCAAAUGGUUUUUGUCUGUUACUGUCAAAUCGUGUCAAGUUCACCAUUUUUUGUUGACUAGCAGUGUUGUUUAAUGUUUAAUGCUGCCUAGCAAGAUGUUUACGUUAGUCAGCCAGUCUAGCGUUUGACCAGAAAUACAAUUAUCCUCUUGGACUAAAUUAUUACCAACUCACAUUUCCUUUCUUUCUUUUUUUGCCCAUGACAGGGGUGGACAUUAACUUCAAAACCAACCGGCCAGCCGGGCCGGUAACUCUGAAUAUUUACCGACCCCGCCAAGAAACUACCGGCCCCGCUGGUCAGCCGCCAAAACGAGUCUAAAUAACAACUGAACCGUUUUAAAUGUAAUAAACCUUUAUUUUGUACACAUUCACAAACAUAAUAACGUAUUCAAGUUUGAAUUUGUUUGUUCCCUCAACAAAACACUAUUUUGUCGUCGCAUACUUCCGGCAUACAACGCAGUACAUCACCAACUCCGCUUUGCUGUACUCGAGCCAUCGGCUGUGUUCGAGAUUAGCCAGUUCUGCGCAGAUUAGACCAGCAGUGAUCAGCGAGCAGUGCAUGCCGGUUAGAUUUGUGUCCGAAUUGACGCCGACUUGCUCUGACGUCAUGCAUACGUAGGCAACGAUAACCUCGUGAGAUCAAGGCGGCCGCAGAUUUUGGAGCAAGGCGCUGCAGUUGCUCUCCCUUGGCUGCAAAACCUAGAGGAUGACGGGAAACGCCUGGCUCUCACCUGAUCUAAGAUCUGAUUGGUUCAUAUUUUGAUCCAAACAUCCGGUGGUAGAACAUGAAAUGUUAGUUGGUCACAUGUAUUCUGUAAAUCAUGUUACGUUGAUGAUAACAACAAUAUAGGCCAUAAAGAGAAAUGUGUUUUGUUUUCUUUUGUCACGUUUCCUAUGAGCACACUGAACCUACAGCUGUUAACCUUUACUUAUUAUUACACUCAUGUCUCCAUAUACAAUAUAUGAUAUCCACAAGCACCUGAGGAUGUGUUUCAGCUGCUAACAGGCACCAGAAUUAAAAUUGAAAAUUGAACAAGUGUGAAUGCUAACGCGAUAUCUUCAGCCAUCGUCACCCCGAGCUACACAUGCAGGGAAAUCCAAGAGAUUCAACUGGCAGAAACAACUGGUUCACACCAUAGUCUCUCUCUCUCUCACUCACUCACUCUCUCACUCUCUCACACACACACACACGUAGAGGAAAAGAGCUGAGGAAAUUGAGGACACCAGGUAGUUAAAAGAAAAACCACAGCGGAGCCGAGGCGCGCCUCGAAUGGGGCGCGUCUGAUCUGAACUGAGGAGCAGCGAGCAGCGGCCGGACUUCGUGAGCGAUUCGCUUCGGGCUUUUCCGCGGCCGGUGUGUCCCCGGUGAAACGCCGGCUUUCAGCCACUCCCCCCGCUGCUUCCGUCUUCUCUCGUCUGUUUUCCAGGCGAGGCGCUGCUCAACUCGAACACGGCCAUUCUCUGCGCCUCCCGUCUUCUUUAAACCGCCAAGAAUCAUUCCACCUACGCACACGCUUCUCUGCUUCAUACCGUUUCGAACUGUCUCGCUUCUCCUCACCAGUUUUAAAGUGUUUUGCCGGAGAUUUCAUCAAGAAAUCCCAUCCCUGUGGUGGCGCGAUCUUCCUGCGUGCUUGUGUGUUUCUAGCGUGGUUCCACUUCGUCUUUAAUAGUGAACUUAUAGUUCACGUGACUAUAACUAAUCGUGCAGUACGUGCACGAAUCGUACAAGUGCAGUAGGUGGCUAGAGGCGCGCAGGUUCACGCGCGCGAAACGAAAACGGCAGCUUCCUACAGGGCGGGGCCAUGAUGUAGGCGAAAGCCGGUGUGUAAAUGACAAAUAAAGCUUGGGCGCCACCCGGGCGGUAAGUCGUCAAGUAUUUACCGCCCGACGAGAAAAUUUAGCGCCAUUGGCGCUCGGGCACUUUAACGGUCCACCCCUGCAUGAGAAGAACUCGCAGAGCUGCUGUUGUCCCGGCUCUGACUCCCGCUUCACUCAGCCAGCCUGUCUAACUGCCUGAGGGGAGGGGCUUUGUCAGUGAGAAGUCUGCAGUGCCAGAGAGAGCCAGACCUGCUGAGGGUGAGACAGGCAGAGCCAGACCUGCUGAGCUGCAGGCAGGUGCUACAAUGAAGAGUGAGGUUUUAGAUGGUUGAUGAUGAGAGGAAGAUUCGAUAACAAGUGAACACGACUAAAUAAAACUGUAACAACCAUGAUUUUAACGUUGCACUAGGAAAACGACCGGUUCGGCUGGCUCCGGUGAAGUGGAGACGGUCAUACUGGGAAGUUUCGGUAAUGGAAACACACCAGUUAGUGCCUGGCUGGUUUAUAAAAGACACCCGUUCCUCCUUUUGGUGUGAGGAUGCCAGCUGGUCCUGUUCCACUGCAGAUAGCUCAUCAGUACUUAAUACAAGUUGUUUAUUGUGUAUCUACGUUGGUGUUAGUUUGGGAUGUUCUGAUCAUACCAGCAACACCUGUGUGAACCCUGUGUGCAGCACUUGGGGUUCUUCCCCUUUUCCUUCAUGCUGUGCAGGACAGCAGCAACAAUGUAAAACAACAUGUCCGCCUAACUUUAACUCCGUCUGCGAGAGUGAUGUAAGCUUUGAGUCCUGCAAUGAAAAGCUUCAGCUCCUGGGGAAGCUGAUUACAGCUGGUUUAAUACGACGUAAAGAACAAAGUCUGGGUGGAGUGAGGUGAGUUUCCAGGGAUCGGUGCAGAGAUCAACACCUCCCAGUCAGACGCAGCUACGCUCACCAACACCCGUCUGUAUGAGCGUCAGAAGGCUCAGCUAAUAACCGGACCAUAAGGAAGUUCAUGAUGCUGGAAGAGCAGCCUUUCUCUGUGGUGGAAGAAGAACCAAGUUUAUUCAUACAGCACGUGUCCCAGACCGAGGUCACGAAAGGAAUCACAAUAAAACGCUGAAAAAUAAUACAAUGAGUAGAAAACAACAGGCUCCGCCCACUGCUCAGUCACUAAGUAACCCACUACUAAUAAUAAUAAUAACAAUAAAUCUCCCAAAAUGCUAAUUAGUAAGAUUCCUUUGCUUUGUAGUGCUCUAGCCUGCUGAGAGCUUAAAAGUGAAAGAUUGUUACUGACAGCAGCUACAUCUAAGUGUUUAUUCAUUUUCCUUUUGACUGAAUAGUUGCUGAUUUUAUCUUGGAGACGUUUCUCCUCACAUCAGCUUCAGAUCUAAAGCUUGGGUUGUGAGUAGGAGGCUUAGAAGUUCUGGUCAGAAACAAACACGCUGAUUGUGAUGGAAGUUUUUAUUGUUCCUAAAGUAGAAAUCAGUUUUUAUCUAAAUGAAGUUCAUGUUCUUGUUCCUUUUUCCCACAUCAUGUAGCCAGUAUCACUCAUGGUGUACAUAUAAAGGUAUGGUGGUCUGUAACAUCAUGUGUCUGUGUUUCCUACAGAUGUUCCACAGCUGGUGCUGGUUAAAGAAGAAGCUCCUGAAGAACAGAGUGCUGGUGUGGACCAGCAGGACCCAGAACACCUCCACAUAAAGGAGGAACAGGAGGAGCUCUGGACCAGUCUGGAGGGAGAGCAUCUCUGUUUGAAGGAGGAGACUGAAGCUGUCGGGUUUCCUGUUACUGCUGUUUCUAUAAAGAGUGAGGAUGAUGAAGAGAAACCUCUGGUCUCACAGCUUCAUCAGCAGCAAAUAGAAGACAGAGAUGUUCCAACCAGCAGCUCAGCUGACCAGAUGGCAGCAGAAACUGGUGGAGGAGCAGGAACUAGCAGGAACCCAGAUCUGAACCCUCAUGAACAAACAUCUGAUUCUUCAGAGACUGAAGUUAGUGGAGAUGAUGAUGAUGAUGAUGAUGAUGAUGGUGUGAAUCAGGACUCUGAGCUGUCAGACUCUGGGUCUGAAACUGGAGAUGAAGAUGAUGACUGGAAUGAGAGCAGGUCUUCUGAGUCAGAUGGUAAGUCUGUCAACAAGUUCUUCACAAGUGGUCUCUCCAGAGACACGUGAGGGAGACAAGUCAUCCAGCAAUAAGGUCUUCAGGCUGUUUGGUUCAUAAGAAAUGUGUUAGAGUGAAGCAACAUGUAGACUCGUGCAGGAAAGUCCAGAAGAAACCUAAAUCAUUUAGUCAUGAUGAGUGUGGAGAAAGGUUUACUACAAAUGUAAAUAAACAAAUCACAUGAGAGUCCACACAUAGCAGCUGCUGUUCCAGAGUAUGGGCCAGCCUCAUCCCACCCAUACUCUGCUUCUGGCCGCUAACAAGAUGGCGCCUGUGUUUGGAAUAGCCACAGGUCCGUUUCCACAUUCCCGCCUGGCCACGGGGCAGCGCUGUGUCUCCGUCCAUGUUUCCUCGGGUCUGUUUAUCCUGGUUCUUCAGUGGUUUCCCUUCCUGUUCCCUCCAUGAGUGGACUUUACACACCGUGGAUCUGACCUGCUAACUCCAGCUGUUUCUGCUUCUGGCAGGAUCCUGGUGUAGGUACCCAGGAGUCCAGAUGCUGCAGGAUGAAGUGUAGAGCCAUGCUGAUGGUGUAACGUGAUGGAAGUGGUUACUUUUACUGAAUGAUCAAUAAGAUGUGAUAUUCCAUCUAAUUAUAAAUGAUCAAUCUUAUUGGUCUUUGAAUAUUUGAUUUAAUACGACCUUAGGAACACACACUUCAUAUUAAUUCAGACAGAGUCAAGAAUAUAGUUUAUAAAAAUUAGUUUAAUUCUAUAUUUCUAAACUAAUGAUUACAUGACUGUUAGGGAUUUUAUCAAUAACCCAAUACCUGCAGCUGGAGAGAGAGGAGAGACAACAAGCAGACAAGUCACCAAACUGCAAUCAGGGGCAGAAGCUCAAGGCAACGGCCCCGAGUUUCUGCUCUCAGAGUUCAUUUAUAACAAAGAUAAGUGUGUGUUUGUGUGUGUGUGUGUGUGUGUGUGUGUGUGUGUGUGUGUGUGUGUGUGUGUGUGUGUGUGUGUGUGUGUGUGUGUGUGUGUGUGUGUGUGCUUUCAGGCAUAGAAUAAUACAUUCAGUUAAUAAUAAACAUAACAU
This is a messenger RNA of Nothobranchius furzeri (turquoise killifish), 12499 nucleotides long. Lineage: Eukaryota; Metazoa; Chordata; Actinopteri; Cyprinodontiformes; Nothobranchiidae. The record is from RefSeq and is a predicted model, not a curated record.